This is a messenger RNA of Paecilomyces variotii, 1843 nucleotides long. RefSeq lists its product as hypothetical. Lineage: Eukaryota; Fungi; Ascomycota; Eurotiomycetes; Eurotiales; Thermoascaceae. The transcript has a single exon. The coding region runs from base 204 to 1757 and encodes 517 amino acids. The record is from RefSeq and is a predicted model, not a curated record.
UACCAAUUUUCAAAUCUUGUGAAAGCUGACUGCAUCAUCUACUAGUACCACCGGGUUGAUUCCGCUGAAUCCAAACCAGAUGUUGGUAAAAUCAGUCAGGUGACCUUAAACGUCCAAGCGCGAGGGCGUGUUGUUUCUUGUGUCUUUCAUGCUUCUUUCGUGUAUGUGUAUUGACCUCUCGGUAGAGACACAAGUCUGCAACAAUGCCGGGGCCUAAUGCCGGGUUAAAAGUUCAGGAUCUCUCCCCCGAGAUAUUUGGACUAGUGAUAUCAUUCCUGCCAAACCGAGACAUCAAGAAUCUUCGUCUGUCAAGCAAGAUAUUGAAUGAGAGGGCCCAUCUUCGCCUGAGAAGAGUUUUCUUAUCUGCCAAUCCGCGUAAUAUCGAAGUUUUCCGCGCAAUUGCUGAUGAUGAAGAAUUCCGCCAUCAUAUCGUCGAGGUCAUCUGGGACGAUGUACAAUUAGUGGACCAUAUUCCUGAACGGGGAGAGGGUAUGUGGAAUUUGGAUCGACCUCUACCUCCAGAAGGUGUCCCCGCCUGGUUCGACCAAGUUUGCUGGUGGAACACCGAGCAGUUUUUAGGAAAUCAACGCAGACACCCUGAUUUACCAAUCGAAGAAUCGUGGGCUUACCAUCAGCAACUGCUACAGCAACAACAAGAUGUGCUGGCCUCUGAGGCGGAUGUUGAGGCGUUCAGAUAUGGCCUACAGCGCUUUCCAGCAUUGCGAAGGAUUGUUAUUACACCUGCAGCCCACGGAAUUCUAGAUCACCCGCUCUACGAGACUCCAAUGAUUCGUGCAUUCCCACCUGGUUUGAACUACCCAAUUCUCCAUGCUUACCCACGUUUGGAUGAUUUUGAUUAUUCAAAUCUUCACAUUUGGCCACUUCCGGAAAAGGGCCUUAUACCCUAUAUUGUGCCGCCGUGGAAUCAAGAGGGAGAAAGACUUAAAUGGCGGGCCUUCUGCCUUCUAACUCGCGAACUCGCAGAAAUACGCGAUCACGAAAUCUUAGAGCUGGUGAUCGACCCUCAUAUACUCGAGACUGGGUUAAAUUGCCGUAUCUUUGACGGACCUUGCGAAGAAUAUAAUAACCUUGUGACAUUACUCCGACGACCAGGAUUUGAACGUAUUGAUCUGGCACUGACUUGCAAUGGGCAAUAUUACAACGAUCAAAGGUGGUCAUCCUUUCGCAACGGCCACCUCCUAUAUGCCCUCAGCCAGGCAUUAGACCUCAAACAUGUCAGCCUGCAGACUCAGAUUGAUUAUAGUCAGGUCGAGGGUGAUGGCUUUCCUCAAAGUAUGCAGUUUGCUCAGCAUUUUGUCCCAUUACAAACAAUUAUGCCUAUCAAAAAAUGGCAGAAACUGCGCCAUUUUGGUCUUUCUGGGUUUCUUGUUCAAUCAGAUGAUUUGAUAUCUGCUCUUUCUGCGCUGCCAACAACAUUACGAUCUAUCGAACUCAGUUUCUUGUCCUUCACGGGUGAAAGAGGCAACUGGCACGACUUAUUUACAGACAUGCGCAGCAUGCUAGACUGGCGUGAGCGUCCUACAGGCGAAAGACCACUCCUAAAAGUUCAUGUCCCAACUGUUGGGAUAAUGCGGUAUUGCUGUUUAGACAGGGCUGCCAACGACUUUUUCUACGGUGAAGGGGCGAAUCCAUUUGCUGAUUACGGCCAUCGGCUUGACCCAUUUCCCGGGAAAGGCAUUGAUAGAGACCCAUACCCGUUCAUAUCAACCGAUAUGGUGGUAGAAACGCUCGACUGAAAAUUAUCUUCCCUAUCCGAUAACUGUUACCUGGAGCAGAAACUGUGGCUCUAGCGGCUGUUGCGACUAAGGGCCUACCUACUGCA